Messenger RNA from Neocloeon triangulifer, 1221 nucleotides. RefSeq names its product retinol dehydrogenase 12-like. The transcript has 7 exons. The coding region runs from base 60 to 959 and encodes 299 amino acids. Lineage: Eukaryota; Metazoa; Arthropoda; Insecta; Ephemeroptera; Baetidae. The record is from RefSeq and is a predicted model, not a curated record.
GUUAUUUAAAAAAAAAUGCCUACUAAUUCUUUAGUUUUCUCGCUGAAGAAAGAGCAAUAAUGGGGAUAUUCUCAAAUGGAAAGUGCAUCUCUGCGGCCAAUUUGUUUAGUAAAACCGCUGUUGUAACUGGCGCUAACAGUGGGAUCGGAUAUGAAACUGCCAAGGAUUUUGUCAAAAGAGGGGCGAAAGUUAUCAUGGCAAACAGAAACGUGGAACUUUCCGAGAGAGCGGCGGAAAAACUGCGCCAAGAAGUGCCCAAUUGCAACGUGCGUGUUGUUCAGCUCAACUUGGCCUCGCUUCACUCGGUGAAAAAAUGCGCCGAGGAAUUAUUGAGGAGCGAGCCAAAAAUUAAUCUGCUCAUCAACAACGCUGGCGUAAUGAUGUGCCCGUACAUGACAACAGAGGAUGGAUAUGAAAUGCAAUUCCAGACCAAUCACUUGGGCCACUUUUUGUUCACGACGCUUCUGUUGCCGCGGAUCAAAGAAAGCGCUCCUGCGCGAAUUAUAAACGUUUCCAGUACAGCUCAUUUGUUUGGCAAGAUCAACUUUAAUGACUUGCAGUCCGAAAAGUCUUACAAUCCAACAAAAGCUUACGGACAGAGCAAACUUUGCAACAUUCUCUUCACAUCAGAGUUAACCGAAGUACUUAAAGGAACCAGAGUUGUUGCAUACGCCGUGCACCCUGGUGUGGUAUCAACGGAAUUGGGUCGGCAUUUAAGGGGAUCAGAUCAAUUAAGGCUGUUGAGCAAAAUCAGCAAAAUGAUCUGGACUAAGAAAACACCCCUUGAAGGCGCUCAGACCACCCUUCACUGCGCCCUAGAUGAGCGGUUGGCCACUCAAUCAGGACUCUACUUCAGCGAUUGCCAGCCUGGAAUGAUGAGCCGACGCGCAACAAACAAGGGUGACGCAAAGAAAUUGUGGGAAGUCAGCGAAAGAUUGAUCAAAGAGGCCCUUGAUUGAGUUUUUCACAUUUUCUGCUACAUGUUCUUAGCUAAACAGAAUUGUCUUCAGGUGUGACUAGAAUUUUAAAUGACUGUAAAAUCAGCACAGGCCUCCUUAAAACAAGUAACAAAGGCGAUGUAAAAUAUUGUCAAAUUGAGUCAUCUUUGAACCAGCAAAGUCUGAAAACUGUAAAUUUAAGUGUAAUUUAUGCUAUUUCUGUGCACCACAAAUUUUGUGAUAAAUAAUUGUGUAAUGUUUUUUUUAAAGUUCAUAAGAAACG